Molecule: messenger RNA, 1122 nt
Organism: Magallana angulata
Lineage: Eukaryota; Metazoa; Mollusca; Bivalvia; Ostreida; Ostreidae
Product: neurogenic locus notch homolog protein 4-like
Exons: 7
Coding region: 1-1122 (373 amino acids)
Molecular function (GO): scavenger receptor activity
Source: RefSeq, a predicted model, not a curated record
AUGCUCAUAAAAAUGUUGUGCAUUAUUUGGACAUUAAUGAACUUAAUUGUUACUAGGGGGUAUGAUGAUUUAUCAACAAAUAAGGUCGCACAGCAAUACAAAACAUUCAGUGGUUGCCAUCUAAAGUCGUGUGAUGCUAAUAACGCUGUUGAUAGAGACAUACAAACCUGUGCCAGGAUGGACGAUAUUGGAACUACUGCGACCUAUAGAAGUAUCUGGUGGUAUGUAGAUCUCGGAAGUACAUACAAUGUAGUUAAUAUCAGGAUACAGUUCAAGGACUAUGAAGGGUAUACCAUGAGACAGAGAGGUCGUUUUGCCGGGUUUUCCUUGUAUGUGUCCAACACAACUAAUCAACAUAUGGGACACCUGUGUUACAAGGACGGACCUCAGUUACCUCCCCUAGAUUUCAACACAAACUGUAUAACAUAUGGACGUUAUGUUAUCUUUUACAAUGAAAGACUACUUGGAACAACCUAUCCUUAUGAUUAUGAAGUAUCGUCAGUUUUUACAGAGCUGUGUGAAGUGACAGUUACAGGUUGUUCCUCUUCUGAUGUUUAUGGAGAAAACUGUAAUAAAGUCUGUCCAGACAACUGUCAGGGACGUAGAUGUGAUAUCAUUAAUGGGACCUGUUUAAGCUGCACACCUGGCUGGUUAGGAGAACACUGUGACAAAGCAUGCCCUGCCGGACAUUAUGGUCUACAGUGUGAAUCAAAGUGUGUUGGACAUUGUAAAGACAGCGUCGGUUGUAAUCACACGAGUGGUUUGUGUGACAACGGAUGUGAUGAUGGUUGGACUGGAUCAAACUGUACCGAAGAAUGCCCUUUAGGGAAUCAUGGACCAGACUGUGUGUGUAAAUGUAGUGGGAGGUGUUUAGGUGACGUUGCAUGUAACAGAAAAACCGGAAAGUGUGACACUGGCUGCGAUAUUGGUUACACUGGAGAAUUGUGUGAAACAGGUUGUGAAAUCGGAAGGUUUGGUAAAGGUUGCAGCAACCAGUGCAGUGGGCACUGUCUCAAUAACGUUCCUUGCAAUUCAACCACUGGGCACUGUGAUAGUGGGUGUGCUCCAGGAUUUCAAGAACCUUUUUGCAACAAUAGUAUGUGUGUUAUCAAUUUCUUAUAA